This is a messenger RNA of Cryphonectria parasitica EP155, 1404 nucleotides long. RefSeq names its product farnesyl-diphosphate farnesyltransferase. Gene Ontology annotation, cellular component: endoplasmic reticulum membrane. The transcript has 4 exons. The coding region runs from base 1 to 1404 and encodes 467 amino acids. Gene Ontology annotation, biological process: farnesyl diphosphate metabolic process; ergosterol biosynthetic process. The record is from RefSeq and is a predicted model, not a curated record. Lineage: Eukaryota; Fungi; Ascomycota; Sordariomycetes; Diaporthales; Cryphonectriaceae. Gene Ontology annotation, molecular function: squalene synthase [NAD(P)H] activity.
AUGGGUGCCGCAUCCCAGGCUCUCUACUAUGUUUUCCAUCCUAACCAGCUUCGCAGCAUAAUACAAUGGAAGAUAUGGCACGACCCUGUCCACCGCCGCGAACCCAGCAAGGAGACUCCCACGGUGAGGUCAUGCUUCCACUACCUCGACCUUACCUCACGAAGCUUCUCCGCCGUCAUCCAGGAGCUCAACCCGGAGCUCCUCAUGCCCAUAGCCCUCUUCUACCUUGUCCUGCGCGGCCUUGACACCAUCGAGGACGACAUGACCCUCGAUAUCAAGGUCAAGGAGCCACUGCUGCGUGACUUUCACAACAGUAUCGAGGUUGAUGGCUGGACCUUCACGCAGAGUGGGCCCAACGAGAAGGACCGCGAGCUACUCGUUCACUUUGACGACAUCAUCUUCGAGCUGCGCAGGGUCAAGAAGGAGUAUUUUGUCAUCAUCAAGGACAUCACCGACAAGAUGGGGAACGGUAUGGCCGAUUAUGCCCUCAAUAGCGACUUGAACGAGUACGGCGUCAUUUCGACAAAGGACUACGAGCUGUACUGCCACUAUGUCGCUGGUCUGGUCGGCGAGGGCCUCACGCGCCUUUUCGUCGAGUCCAAGCUCGCAAACCCUGCUCUGCUCGAGAGGCCCCAGCUCGCCGAGGCUAUGGGCCAGUUCCUGCAAAAGGUCAACAUCAUCCGCGACAUCAAGGAGGACUGGGACGAGGGCAAGAAGUGGUGGCCCAAGGAGAUCUGGAGCAAGCACGUCGACAACAUGGGCGACCUGCUCAAGCCAGAGCAUAGGCAGAACGCCCUCUGGUGCAGCUCCGAGAUGGUCCUGAACGCCCUGAAGCAUGCCGAGGAGUGUCUGUACUACAUGGCCGCCGUCAGGGACCAGAGCGUGUUCAACUUCGUGGCCAUCCCGCAGUCCAUGGCCAUCGCGACGCUGGAUCUCGUCUUCAUGAACCCAGCUAUUUUCGAGAGAAACGUCAAGAUCACAAAGGGAGACGCCUGUCAGCUCAUGAUCGAGUCGACACAGGAUCUGAAGCUCGUGUAUGAGUUCUUUCGCCGGUACGCCCGGAGGAUACACCGGAAGGCCGACCCCCGGGAUCCCAGCUACUUGGCCAUCUGCAUCCAAUGCGGCAAGAUCGAGCAGUUUAUCGAGAGGAUCUUCCCCACUCAAGACGUCGCGAAACUGUCGGACGAGGAGAAGGCCAAGGCGAAACAGCGGGAGCUGGACAAGUCUACGGAUCAGAAGGAAGCCAUGUACCUCAUCCUCGCUGUCGUCUUGGUUCUCGUCCUGGUUGGCUCUCUGAUGGUCGGACUCGCCUGGUUCAUGGGGGCCAAGUUCACCGAGGCUAUUGACAAGGUACCGACGACCACAAUAACGACAUCGUUGCCCACCGGGCAUGAGGAGCUGUAA